CCGAGGGCGGGGCGGCUCUCGCUCCGGCUCAGCCGCUUCCGUCGGGCGGAAGGAAGGAAGGAAGGCGGAAGGAAGGGAAGAGGCGGCAACGGCGGCCGAGGUGAGGCGGCGGCGGGGAGGCGGCGGGGGGGAGGAGCCUCGGGAGCCUCUGGCCCCGCCCCCUGGCGCGCCACGUCAUCCUCCCAGGGGGAGGGGCCGGAGCGAGGGCGCCCCUGAGCACGCGCAGAGUGCCGGCCGCUGAGCCCAGGGCGCUCCGGAGAGGGCGCGGGGCGCGCACCCCGAGAAGCCAAUCAGUAAAGAGAAUGGCCCUCUCCGGACUGGAGGGAGGACUAUAUGGGGGGGGGGAGAGACUGCCCCCCACCUGCGCAGCUAUGAACUCGCAUAAUUGGCUCCCAGGUCGCCUGCUGGCUGAAGGUCUAUGCGCUGCCCAAUUUCACGGUAACAGUAAAUAGUGGAAAUGCAAAAAAAAAGAGGGGGGGGGAGCAUAUAUAGUAGGCACAUUAAGUCGCAGAGAUUCCCCUUGAAAUAUGGGGCGAGAAGAGAGAAGCAAAGACUCCGCGAACAGAGACACAACAGUCCCAAAGGCGCCUCCGUCUGUGAUAGGGAAGGUGCUUUUAUUAUUAAUAUUAUUACAGUGGAACCUCGGUUGUCGAACGCCUCCCUUGUCGUGCGUACACUCCUGAAUUAGAAGAAAUACAUUAAUAAAUGAAUUAUUAUUUAGAUGUAUAUACCGCCCUUUGUUGUAAGAUCUCUGGGUGGUUCACAUAAUAAUAUACAAGAUCAAAACAAGUAAAUAAGUAAACAGCAAAAGAAGACCCCUCCCCUUAUUCUAUUCUGGACUCAGUCUGGGUGGUUCUCCUCCUGCCCCUUCCUGCUUCAGUGGCUGGAGAGAUCCUGGAGCUUCACCGGAGGCCAGGCAGCAGCAGCUGAGGAGCGUAGAAAUGUAGGGUCAGAAUGGACCCUGAAGGUGAUCUAGGGGGCUGGACAAGAUAAUAACAAUUUUAUUACUUAUGUGCCUCCCAUCUGACAUGGUUGCCCCAGCCACUCUGGGUGGCUUGCAGUAAAAUAUUUUAAAAGAUGACCCUCGAGGUCCCUACCAAUCUCUCUCUCUGUGUAAAUUAUUGAAUGUGCCUACAUUCCAUUUUUUGUUUCUUGAAAGCUCAAAGCAGCUUACUUUAACAGAAAUAAACAAAUCACAUUGUUGCAAAUCACAGAACACAAUUAGGAGCACCGUGAAAUAUCAGCAGCAGUGCUGUAAAACAGACAAAUGAACCCACAAAUCAGCACUAGAAAAUGAAACAGACUCAAGGAGGCUCCAAAAUUUGUCCAGCCAGAAGCCUCCGAAAGAGAAAUAUGAUUUCUGUCAAACAGGGAACUCCUGGCCAAACUUGUGGCUGCCCGUGGCCACCUACAGAAGGCAGUGUUCCCAAAUGGGGGCAUCACAAUGUUGUUUUAUGGUUUUUUAUCCCAACACCUUGUAUCCCCAGGAAUCCAUGGUGGGCGGCUGCCCAGGCUUCUGAGACAAGGCAGCAGCAGAGGAGAUAGAAAGGUUUGGAAAGGAACCCAGCCCCCUGCAAUACAGUUCAUAAAGCAAGCCUCUUGUGGCCCCUAAUCUCUGGGUUGCAGAUUGGACCAAAGAUUCCUGCAUUUCAGGGGGUUGGGCUAGAUGACCCUUGGGCUCCCUUUCCCCCCAGCAGGCAGCUGCCUGGCCUGCGGAGCCCCCUGUGCCCUCUCCUCCCCCCUUGGCCCCUCACCCUCUCUCUCCUCCUUGCAGCUGCGCCCGCUUCCCCCGUGGCCAUGGAGCCCGAGACGCGCAGCGUGCAGAUUGAGUUCCCUCACUACGCCGCCGUCCUGCUGGAGUCGCUCAACAAGCACCGCCUGGAGGGCAAGUUCUGCGACAUCGCCAUCCACGUCCAGGGCCGCGUCUUCCAGGCGCACAAGAGCGUCCUGGCUGCCUCCUCGCCCUACUUCCACGACAAGCUGCUCCUGCACGACACCAACUGCAUCGUGCUGCCCGGCGUCAUCGAGCCGGACGCCUUCGAGAACCUCCUGCAGCUCAUCUACUCGGGGCGCCUCAAGCUGCUCCUGGAGGCCCUGCCCAGCCACCUCCUGGUGGCCAGUGGGCUCCAGAUGUGGCAGGUGGUGGACCAGUGCUCGGGCAUCCUCAAGGAGCUGGAGGGCGGCGCCUGCCGGCCUUGGUCCAGCCGCGCCAGCGAGAGCCAGUCGCCCAGCAGCAGCAACUACUUUGGCUCCAGGGACGAGGCCGAAGCCGAGGCUCCUGGGCGGCGGCGGCGCACCUGCCCCGACGGCGAGGUCCUGAAGAUCCGCGUGCCGCCUGACGAGGAGGAGGAGGAGGAGGAGGAGGAGGAGCAGCAGGCGCAGAUCUGCAGCGGCUCCACCGAUGGGCCGGCGAAGGCCGAGGAGAGCCGAGCCAAGGAGCCGCCCUUUGCCCCGGCGCAUGAGGCCCCCAAGGUCUUCUACAUCAAGCAGGAGCGCUUUGACGCCGAGGAGGCGGCCGCCUCGGUGCUGGGCGGAGCCGGCAGCAGCUCGUGCCUGUCGGAGGCUGGCUUCUUCAAGUCUCUGGGCAGGCCGCUGGCCGUGUCGGGGCUGUGCCCGGCCGAGAUCCAGGAGAGCGGCGAGGUCAGCUACCUGCUCCCUGGCGCCCCGGCGGCAUCCUCGUCCAGCGGCCCCGGCGGCGGCUUCUCGGCAAAGGCGGACUCAGUGGCCUUCCCCGAGAGCUCGUGGAAGCCCGUGGACCUCCAUGGCAACGAGAUCCUGGCGCACGCCGUGCACGGGCAGGUGGUUCACGCGCCCGUCAAGCUGAUGUCUGCGCCCGACGGCAAGAAGUUUGGCUGCCUGUGCGGGAAGCGCUUUGCGGUCAAGCCCAAGCGGGACCGCCACAUCAUGCUGACCUUCAGCCUGCGCCCCUUUGGCUGCUCCGUCUGCAACAAGAAGUUCAAGCUCAAGCACCACCUGACCGAGCACAUGAAGACGCACGACGGCAACCUGUACGCCUGCGAGGACUGUGGGCGCAAGUUCCGCGUCCAGAGCUGCUUCCUCAAGCACAAGGAGAUCUGCAAGGGGCAGGGAUGGGCCACCGCUUGCUGGACCUACAAGUAGAAGCAGGGGGGAGAGGCCCACCCAGAGAUGAAUGGAGGGAUGGGAAUCCCUGUGGACCCUCUUGGGGGCACAGAGGCAGGUUUGGGGGUCAGGGGGCCAGAGUGUUACCAUAAAGCACCAAUGCUGCAGCAAGCAAAGGCUCUAGCAGCUCAGCCAGCUGCUUGUGGCUGGAAAGCCAGACAGGAUGUUUGUGACUGUUGCCAUGGGAACAAAGGGGCAGUCCAUUCUGUACUGAGCACCGGAUGUUAGCUCAGUGUGUGUGUGUGUCAUAUGACCCGUACUGGAUGUACUUGGGAGGAGUUUCUUCUUGCUGUUGUUGAGUGCAGACAUGAUUCUCUGUACUGAUGUAAGAGGCAGAAAUAAAUGAUGUAAAUAGUUUUCUGUCUGCUUCUUUCCCCUCCCUGGGGACACCAAAGGGGAGAGAGGAAGAACGGUGUGUUCCUCUCAUACAUCUGAGAAGAAUCGCCGGACCUCGCCUGCUUACCAGCAGAGUGGAGACGCGGGGAGGUCGACAGGAAUAUCUGCCGGUGCCUACGCUGUGGCACAUUCCUCUGACCCAGGCAGAAUUUCAACAGUGGCAGCCUUCGGAUGGUUGCGAUUCAUCGGACAUCUGCAUGAGAGGCUGGUGGAUUGUCCUCCACUGCUCCUAAGGAGGAAUAGAAGCGUCUGAAAGAAGCCAGAGGCUCCACAGACAGCUGGUGGAAAGAAGAGGUGUUUUCCCAAGCAACGGAGCUCAAGGUAUGCUGCAUUUCGGGCUAAAAGUGUGAACGCAGGAAGAUUAAUUCCCUGGUUCACGGAGCUGCGUUUCAAAGAAAACAAGAGCUCCGGGAGAAGAGGCCUGCAGCUUGAAGGCUGAAGCCUGCAUUCCACAAAUUUUUGUGGUAGAUAAGAAGUCCUAUUGAAAUGCAUUGUUGCUAGGUAACGGUCCUGGAAAGUUACUGGCAAAGGGGCUGGACUCUGAGUGUGAGCCUGGGAAAGCGAAACAAAAUCAAAGAAUGUUUCGGCUACAAGGUUUACGAGCUCUUGGAAGGGACUUUUCAAUAGCAGCCUGAGUUUAGCUGCCAGGUGCAAAGAGCGUAAACAAUUUGCAGUUUGCUGCGUGAGAAAAGAAAAAAACAACUGUUGGAUUUUACAGUUUGUUUGACAUUGUGAGCUGGAGGCUUGGCUUCAAGAUGGAUGCCAAGACAGGGGGAGGGAAGAACAGAGUUCUAAUUCCCCCACUGCUGAUGCUACUGGGGAGCAUGGUGUAGCAUUGAGUGCUGUCCGAUGCUACAAUUGUGGACAGACUGGGCAUCUACAGCGAAACUGUAAGAAGCCGCGCCAGUCAAGAGGAGCAAAGAGCAGCUCUACGAAGCCUCAGGCGUCAGGCAAAAGCCGUACCAAGUGCCAGGUGAAACCUGCAAAGGCUAUGAUGGCGAAAGGAACCACGCCAGAUGUUGGGAACUCGUUCAUAAUUGACACGGGCGCAACGGUUCAUAUGUGCCCGCACAGAGGACUGUUUUCGACGUUGAAGAAGCAAAGCUUCACUGUGAAACAGGCCAACGGUCAGGAGUUGGAAGCAACUGGAAUUGGGACUGUGUAUCUUGAGAGUCUGAACUUGACUAUAAGUGAUGUUUACCUGGUUCCAGAACUGAGAUUUAAUCUGCUGAGCGUGUCGCAGAUUGCAAAGAAAGGACUGAAACUGUCCUAUGAUGCUAAAAGCUGCAAGAUCUACAAAGAUGGAGAACUGUUUCUUACUGCCAAAGAGAAAGAUGGACUGUAUUUGUUGACUUUUGAUCAAAGUGAUUACAUGAAAUGUAAUUCUGAUGUUUCUAACGAAAUCUCUCUUGCAGGAGUGACCAGUGUGAGCACCAGGAAGGUGACUAAGACCAAGAAGGUCGACGGAGCAUUUCAGCGGGUGUAUGCUGAUGUGAUUGGUCCUCUAGAACCAUCUAGAGGCGGUGCACGAUUUAACCGUCUGGGUGUGGCUUGUUUCACUACUUAGACUUGGGUUUAUAUGAUGGAGAAACCACAAGAAACUUUAGAAAAGUUUCAGGAGUUUUGUGACAAGGUUAAAAGUAUGCAUGAUGCUAACAUUGAUUGUCUUUUUACAGAUGACAAACAAAUUUUUCUGUUACAGAAGUUUCAGAAGUUCCUGGAUGGAAAAGGGAUAGACCACAAAGUUGCAGUCUCGCAAGAAGCGUGGAACAGGGGGGUCUGUGUGAGGGUGAACAAAGAAUUGCAAAAGGGGAUGAAUGCGCAAUUGCUGAGUUCACAUUUGCCACAUGAAUAUUGGGCCGAAUCGCUAGCGUCCUAUCUUCAUGUGUGGUUGAGAAAGGUCUCAACAGAGUUGGGAUGUUCUCCUUUUGAGAAGCUGUUCAAUAGAAAACCUUCUGUUGCCUAUUUUAAGGUUUUCGGGUCUCAUGUCAGAACAGAAGCUCCAGGUGGAGUAAAGAAUGCCAGAGGCAUUUUCGUAGGUUAUGAAAAAGGUCUCUACAGAGUAAUUUUGUCUGAAUCUGGUCAGGUGAUUCUCACAAAGUUCCUAGAGAGUGCUCCAAAGCAAGAGCGGAUAGUACAGACAUUUCCCACAGGAAACGAUUCUGAUGAUGAUGAUGAUGAGUUUGAUCUUAUUGAGUUCAGUAGUACUGAUGAUGACAGCGAUAGCUCAGACAGCUCAGUUGUCACAGUCAUUGAGAGGAAAUCUCACAUAAUGACUAGACCCUCAGAAGAGGAGGAUGAACCACUGAUUGCUACUGGUUCUCAACAGAGUCCAAAGGUUGAACCAGUGAGCACAGAAGAUCAGAACCUCAUACGCAGGUCUGAGAGAGUUACAAAGGGUGUACCACCAAAGAGGUACUCAAAAGAAUUUGCUAACUUAGCUGUUGCAUGUGUUGCUAUUGUUAACAACUCAAAGCAGGUUGAAGCAGUGUCUACGUCAGAGACAAAGACACAACAGAGGGUAGCUAGCCAAGGUAACGCAGAAGCACUCAUUCCUUGGAAGCCAGACAACCAGAGAGGUACAUUGGUUAAACCAGUGGCGGGUAGUUCCAAGGGUGGAACUGAAACAACAGGGGAAUGUUAUAAAUAUAACAACUGUUUGUUUUCUUCUCUGGAUGACGCUUUGCUCGCGGCACACAUUGAUACUUUAGGGGAGUAUGUUACCAUAAAGCACCAAUGCUGCAGCAAGCAAAGGCUCUAGCAGCUCAGCCAGCUGCUUGUGGCUGGAAAGCCAGACAGGAUGUUUGUGACUGUUGCCAUGGGAACAAAGGGGCAGUCCAUUCUGUACUGAGCACCGGAUGUUAGCUCAGUGUGUGUGUGUGUCAUAUGACCCGUACUGGAUGUACUUGGGAGGAGUUUCUUCUUGCUGUUGUUGAGUGCAGACAUGAUUCUCUGUACUGAUGUAAGAGGCAGAAAUAAAUGAUGUAAAUAGUUUUCUGUCUGCUUCUUUCCCCUCCCUGGGGACACCAAAGGGGAGAGAGGAAGAACGGUGUGUUCCUCUCAUACAUCUGAGAAGAAUCGCCGGACCUCGCCUGCUUACCAGCAGAGUGGAGACGCGGGGAGGUCGACAGGAAUAUCUGCCGGUGCCUACGCUGUGGCACAUUCCUCUGACCCAGGCAGAAUUCCAACACAGAGUACGUGUGGUGGGCAGGGCACCUCACCCUGUGCUGGGGGGCGAUGGCAUAGACACGCCCAAAGACCCCCCUUCGCCAGCCCCGCCACUUUGGGGAUCAGGCUGGCAUGAAAGGCAGGGAGCGAAAGGCUAAGCCCCAGGUGCUGGGGAGGGGGGGCUCCGUCAAGAGGGCUCUCCCCUUCCUGGACAGUGAACUGGCACCUGGCUGCUGCUCCCCCCCCCCCCGGCAUGUAAGCUGUGGGGCCUCAUACAGGCCUGCUCUUCCUGCCCCACCUUCUUUUGGGGGGGGAGUCUGUGCACCCCCCACUUCUCUGCCUCUGUCUGGACACCAUUUAAAACCCAAUUCAAUGCACAAUUUUAAAAUCGACAUUAAAAUCUCACCAUUCACACAAACUGGCUGCUGGAUGAGGACGCGGGAAGCUGCUCUGGUUCAGCCCCUCCAACGGCUCCAGGGGGGAGACGGGGGGCCCAGAGAGGCCUCCCCGGCUGCUGCCCUCCCUGGUCUUCCGGUGGACUGGCUCUGGACGUGGAGGCUCCAUUGUGGCCUCGCCCUGCUCUUCCUCUUCCUCUGUCACAUCCAUUUUCGUUGUCGGCCUGCACAACGGCCCUGUGCCCCCCACCUCGCUAUGCCCCAAAGCGCAUCUGUCGCAGAUUCCUGGGGCCCCUGGCUGCAACCCUCCCCCGCUGUCUGCCCUCAGUUGGUGGGGCGCGGCUGGGGGGCUGUGCCAGUGGCAGUUGCGUGGCACUGCUCCCUCCUUUCCCCCGGACUCUGGCCAGAGCUCCCUGUGCUGUUUUUGAUUCCUGCAUUUCAGAGGGCUGGACUAGAAGAGCCUUGGGGGUCCUGUCCAACCCUGGUCCUUUGAUUUCCCCACGUAAUAAUGAGCUGCCUAGCCUUUCUGGAAGCUGCUUGUGAGAGGACCUGGGCAGUAGUGGCUUGGCUGGGGAAGGGCUUGGUGGUGGGAAGAGGAGCCCCUCGGGUUCCUCCUGGCCCUCCUGCUGCCGGCCCAGGGGUCUGGCACUUGGGGCUGCAGGGAGGGCAGCAGGCAGCCAGGGAAUCACAACAUUUCAGGGGGUCUCCAGGGCCCUUUUCCCAGAAGAGCCGGCAGGCUGCAGGUGCCCCACAUGCCCCACAGCUGUGUGCAGAAGGACAGGAAGGAGAGGUGCCAUCUCAGUGGGAACCGCAGGACCGUAGUGUGGCAGCAGACACUCACUCCCCAGCAUCUCCAGGCCCCAGGUCCAAAAUCCAGCAGAGCUGCUGCCAGCCAGUGUCAGCAGCCCUGGGUUCGCCAGACCCAAUGGCCUUGACUUUGUCUAGGGUGGCUUCUCAGCCCCCCCCCCGUGUUCAUAACCUGGGAUAACUCAGUCAGUGGAGCACGAGAUUCUUGCUCUCGGGAUCAUGGGUUCGAGUCCCAUGGUGGUCAAAAAAGGAUUCUUGGGCUGGGCUGGACUGCAUGACCCCGAUGGUCCCUUCCGACUCUGUGAUACUAUGCUAACUUCCAAAGCUUCCCAGAACUGCAGAGGGGGAAACUGAGACGAGAUGUAGAAAUAAUACUAACUAUACCCCGCCCAUCUGGCUGGGUUGCCCCAUCCACUCUGGGCGGCUUCCAAGAGAGAUGAAAGCAGAACUGAACAUCACACGUUGAAAACUUCCCUGCACAGGCAGCCCCAAAGCUGUUUUUGCUACUAAAUUGAGGAGUGGAGAUUGGUAGGGAGCAGAGAUCCUGGAGACCGGGCAGGAAGAGGCAGGACAGGUCUUUUUCCCCUUUUCUUUUGAAAGUUUAGCUUAAUUUAUUACAUAAAGAGAGAUAGAGAGAAAGAGAGAGAGAAGUGAAAAAUACAAGGACACAAAAACCACGGGAGAGGGCCCUCUCCCACAAAAUGAAGUUCAAACCCAGGGAGAAGAUUCACAGCAAUAUAACGCAACAAUCACGAAGGAGCCCCUUCCAGCAGGGGGCGUCUUUUUGAGGAAUGCCAAAGCUUCAGAGGCACAGAGGACCCCUGCAGCCGGAUCAGGCCAGUGGCUCCUGUGGGUCAGCAUCCUGCUCGCAUUGCGGCGAAGCACGUGCCCCAAAGGGAAGGAGCCCCAGAGCAGCGCCAGACUGCCGCAACCCUCUCCCCAGCUAGAAGCUACCCUUCAGACCCAGAGCUCCUGGCCACAGACGGAGAAAUGAGCCAUUGGGGGGUUGGCCCCGAUCCUCCAUUAAUUUGCCUAAUUGGUGGCCAUCCCUGUCUCUUGUGGGAGCCAGUCCCAUGGUUUACACACAUCUGCCCUGUAUUUUCCGGCAUUCGGCCUUUUCGGAUGUCGCCGGCAGGUUCUAGAGGGAAAUACAGGCAGAAGAAACCAGUCGCCCCUUGACUGCUCCCUGGCCGCCUCUGUCCCUGGAGGGCUUCUCUUGCUGGGGCGGCUCACUUUCACCAUCCAAAGGCAGACACAGUUGAGGAAGGCGCCUCCCCAGGAGAGGCUUUUUGCCUUGCAGGCGGUUGGACUAGAUGACCCUUGGAGUCCCUUCCAGCUCCGUGACUCUAAAAGCAGGUCAAAAGCAACACCUUGAAUGGUGCCAAGGAGCCCUGGCUUCUGGCCGCCAUUGUUUCAUGGAGGUGGCAGCAAAAGUGUGGUUCUUUGUGUUGGUUGCAAACCCCACCCCCAGGUACCUGGGCUUUCAUUGCAGGGGGUUGGCCUGGAUGACCCUUGGGAGUCCUUUACAACUCUCCAAUUCCAUGAGAACCCACCUCCUUCCCAAGGAAUCGCUUCCACGGUCAGAAAGCUCUUCUUGCUGUUUAUUUGAGAUCUCCUAUGUCGCCCCCCUGCGACCUGGCUUUUUAUGGCGGCCUAGGUAUGGCUGGUGUGGAACGCGGGUGGCACUGUGGUCUAAACCAGAGCCUAGGGCUUGCCGAUCAGAAGGUCGGCAGUUCGAAUCCCUGCAACGGGGAGAGUUCCCUGCUCCUGCCAACCUAGCAGUUGCACAUCAAAGUGCAAGUAGAUAAAUAGGUACCACUCUGGUGAGAAGGCAAACGGCAUUUCCGUGCGCUGCUCUGGUUCGCCAGAAGCGGCUUAGUCAUGCUGGCCACAUGAUCCGGAAGCUGUACGCCGGCUCCCUCAGCCAAUAAAGCGAGAUGAGCGCCGCAACCCCAGAGCUGUCCGCGACUGGACCUAACGGUCAGGGGUCCCUUUACCUUUAGGUAUGGCUGGACAGUACAGGAAAAGCCUGAUAAGACUUAAUUCUUCCAUGGUGGGGGGUUUAUGGCGGGUGGAGAAAUUCAGGGCCCUGCUGUUUCUUCAACCUCCCGUUCUGAGCAGGAGCAGCAUAGAUGUCAAAAAAGGAGAAAGGUUUGCUGGGAAGUCUGCAGGAGGUGGAAGCUGCCCAGGGCAUGAAGAUUUAUUUAAAAUAAAAUAAGAUGAGGGUGCACUCAAUUCUGGUGCUAAAACUGGUUUUCUGUGUUUCAGCUAGAUACCUUUCUGCAUCGCGUGUUGCUUCUCUCACUGCCUGCUAGAACAUCCAGUGCCAGCAGCAGCAGAACCAAAGCAAUGAGAAGCAAAUGCGGGGGGGGGGGGGGGACACGACCCGGUAUUUUAAUGAAAGGGGGGGGAGCAAAAUGACAAAGAGUCAGUAGCUGUGGAAUAGCCAGUGGCGGGGGGGGGGGGGUCAGGUAUCCAGGAGGCCCACGAGGAGCAAGCCCAUCCGGGGGGGGGGGUGUUCUUCAUGGCAGGUCUCGCUUGGAGCAAAUAAACACGCUUCCAGUCGCAUUGUCUGACAAUCAUUUAUUGGUUUAUAAAAAUAUUUAUAUGCCGCUUUAUCCUAAAGUUGUUUACAGCAAUGUAAGAACACAAAACCCAAACAUAAAAUUGUAAUGAGUGAAAAAAAGAGAGAAAUUAAAAACCUCCAAAGACCAUGUAUUCUUAGCAGCCUGCGUAGGCCUGGUUGAACAGUCUUUGGGAGGCAUUUUAAAAGUCAGCCCAGAAGGCGUCUGCUGAAUCUCCAGUGGCAGGGAGUUCCAUAUGACUAGGCCAGUGACAAGAACAUUUGCGGAGUCUCGCAAACCUGAUGAGGAGAGCUUUAAACUAGAUCUUGAGGGGGAAGGAGAUGAUACUGCAGAAGACAGAAGAACACCUGGUACUGGGGAUGGUAGCCUCAUUGAUGCACAGGAAACGGAGGCGAUGCUCCAGAAACCCGAUAAAGGGCAAGAAACUACAGUGGUAUCUCUGGAUGCGAACGGGAUCUGUUCCGGAGCCCCGUUUGCAACCUGAAGCAAACGCAACCCGCGUCUGCGUGUGCAUGGGUCACGAUUUGCCGCUUCUGCGAAUGUGUGUGACGUCAUUUUGAGCGUCUGCACAUGCGUGAGCGGCAAAACCCGGAAGUAAAGUGUUCCGUUACUUCUGGGUCGCCGUGGAGCGCAACCUGAAAACGCUCAACCUGAAGCAACUUCAACCCGAGGUAUAACUGUACAAGAAGGAAGCAGCUGGAGGGAGCGACUCAUGGUUUUAGUUCAGCAAGACAAAUUGGAGCUUCCACUACAGGGUGGCAAAGAUGACUCAGAAGGCAUUACUGAAACCUGCUGGGAUGAAUAUUAAAGGUUCGUUACACUUUCUCUGCUUGUAGAUACUUGUGCGAAGGCACCUCAGUAACAUGCUUUCAAUUGUUUAGAAGUUUUUCCUCGGAAACAGUGAACAGUAACUGAAGUUAUUCUUAGAGAUGAAUCACUCACAGACUCUGAAAGCAAACAGCUAUAAUGGCACGCUUUGAGUUAAAAGUCUCUCUUUCUCUCCAGCAACGGCGUCCAUUAGCAGCCCCAGCAAAGCAGAAUUUACAGGCAGCACUCGGGUAGACAUUUGCCAGCUGCAAAAAUGAAACUGAUAGUUCCUCUUUCUUAUUGGCACUACCAGCCAGAGCCAUGCAUGCUUUGAGUGCCACUCCUAUAUAUAAAUGAAUUUUCUGGAACCUCCUGUUUCUGGCAGAAUGAUUCCCUAACAAUGAGACUCAUGACUGGAACGUGGAAACUGAGGGGUACAGCCUGUUCAAAAGGAACAGACCAAACUGGAAGGGAGUAGUACAGUGGUACCUCGGGUUAAGAACUUACCGUAUUUUUCGCUCUAUAGGGCGCACCGGACUAUAAGGCGCACCUAGUUUUUUUUUGGGGGGGGGAAUAAAGAAAAAAAAAUAUUUUCCCCUGCAUCACCUGGACUGGACUGCUAGCUGCCACAGCAGUCCCCAGGUCAUCUUCCAUAUGGGGUAAACCUGUUUGUACAUUUGUAACUUUAAGCUUUAAGCCAGCCUUCAGGGAUCACAUUGUGCUCUGCCUGAUCGUAAAUAAAACUACUUUUUGUUACAGGUAGGUAGCCAUGUCGAUCUGCCGUAGUUGAAGCAAGAUAAAAAAAUUCCUUCCAGUAGCACCUUAGAGACCAGCCAAGUUUGCUAUUGGUAUGAGCUUUCGUGUGCAUGCACACUUCUUCAGCUACACUGAAACAGAAGUCACCAGACCCUUAUAUAUAGUGAGAGGGUGGGGAGGGGUAUUACUCAGAAGGGUGGUGGGAAUGGGUGAUUGGCUGAUAGGUGUGGUAAACCUGUUGACAGCUGUUAAUGUCUGACAUUGAGAUAUUGGAUUCUUAUCUCAUUAUACACGAUAAAGCUAUUUUUAGCCAUCUCACCCCUUGCUUUAUUUAUCCUGUAAGACCAACUGCAGUCGUUAACAGCUCAUACCAAUAACAAACUUAGUUGGUCUCUAAGGUGCUACUGGAAGGAAUUUUUUUACUUUUUGUUACUUAUGAAUAAGACUGUGGUGUCUUUAUUCUUUUAGGAGGUAUUUAAAAGGGGAUCUUUCCAGGAAUAGUAGAACAUAUUUCAGUCUGGGCAGGUCAGAUUGAAUUGCUUAUUGCCUUAAGAAACUCACACAAGUUUGCAACCAGGUUUCUGCUGCAUCAGAAGAUGAAUGCACUCUGCUAAGUUAGGAAGGAGAUUGAUAAUCAAUAUAUCCUCUCCUGCCACCCUCAGCUUUCCCACACAAUUACACUCCGCUUCCCCUUGCCUCUGUAUCAUGAAACCCAGGAGAACAUGAUCACUUCCUCCCAAGUUUCCCAGUACUUCUACUCCUGUUGGAUGAGGUCCAGUUCCAGUGAGGCAUCCGUCUCCCUUGUCUUGGGAGACAAUGGAAGAGUGUGUCAUUGAGGAAAAACCAUUGAAGAGUUGCAGCGCCUGCUGUGGUUGCAGAGACCAAUGUGGGGGAGACAUGUUCUGUUGCAUCUGGGCAGAUUAAGGCCUGAAAUUCUUUGGCACUGAUAUGGUUUCUCGUGUGAGUAUGAACAUUUUUGGGGGUUUUUGCCAGUGCUCUGCAGGUUUUUGGUUUUUUUGUAUAAUACUUUUUUAUUAGCUUUUCAAAUAAGAAUACAAUGUCAAAACCAUUUCAAAACAAUACACCUCAGGUUCAUCAGAACCUUUCGACUUCCCUCCCUCCAUGGUUCUUCAAAUAAACAUAAAUUCUCUGCAUCUUUUAGUUUUCCAAAUGUUAAAGUAUACUAAAAAUAAAUUAUCAAAGUUAAUUUCACAUUACAAGUCUUCACACAAACAUGCUAAUGUUUUAAACUGUUUGCAGUGAUCUUUUAAAUAAUACACAAAUUUACUCCAAUCCUUCUCAAAUACCUGAUCUUCCUGAUUUCGGGUCUUCCCCGUCAGCUUUGCCAUCUCUGGAAAGUCCAUAAGUUUCAUCUGCUAUUCUUCUUUUCCCAGAAAUCCUUUACCUGCCUUGCCCCUUUGUACCUGGGCAGGUAAGGUCCUGCCCACUUCUAGUCACAUGCAGAGGAAGUUUGUCCCAGCCCAGGAGGAAACAGGAAGUUUACUACUGGCUGGUCCAAGCAUUCCAAUUUAUGUCUACUCUAGGAAUGUUGUAUUUGACUGCUAGGUGUUUCACACCCUCCAGUCUGAAACCGGCUACUUGGCCAAAUUCACAUAACCUAUCCAGCACUUUAGGUACAUUGGAAAGGGGAUCUUCCACCGUUAUUACUAAGUCGCCUGCAAAGGCUUUUAAUUUGUAAUAAUAAUAAUUUAUACCCCGCCUAUCUUUAUGUCUUACUCUUAUGCCUUGAAUAUCUUGAUCUAAUCUUAUGACUUUCGCCAGAACUUCCAAAACAGUUAUAAUUACCAAUGGUGAUAGAGGACAACCCUGUCUGGUACCUUUUGUAAUAUCACAAGUUUCCGUGAAAGUGUUAACAAUCAGUUUGGCUUUCUGUUCAUCUCCGCCAAGCUAAGCAGUUCGCUCCUUACCUCUCUCGCCCUGACCUAGCCACUGUGAUCCACGCAACGGUCACCUCGAGACUUGAUUAUUGUAACUCACUCUACGUGGGGCUGCCCUUGAGACUGACCCAGAAACUCCAGCGGGUGCAGAAUGCCGUGGCGAGAUUCCUCACGGGGUCCUCGCCUUGGGAUCACAUUCACCCAGUGCUAUUCCAGCUGCACUAGCUCUCAGUGGAGUACAGGAUCAGAUUAAAGGUGCUGCUUUUAACCUUUAAAGCCCUAUACGGCCUAGGACCCUGGUACCUACGGGACCACCUCUCCUGGUAUGUCCCACGGAGGACCUUACGGUCUUCAAAUAAAAAUAUCUUGGGAGAUCCCAGGACAUAGGGAGGUUAGGCUGGCCUCAGCCAGAGACAGGGCUUUUUUGGCUGUGGACCCAAUCAGGUGGAAUACUCUGUCACAGGACUGGGGCCCUGCGGGACUUGACAUCUUUCUGCAAGGCCUGCAAGACGGAGCUGUUCCGCCAGGCCUUUGGCCAAGGCACUGUCUGACCCCCUCUCUCCUUCUGUAAUCUUCAUAGAACUCUAGCCCAAUGGUUGCCAUUAAUUUGAUUCUGAACUGAUUUUAGAAUGUAUUUUAAUUAAUUGACUGUGAUUUUAUGUAAAUUGUGCUAUUUUUACUGGUGUUAGUCACUCUGAGCCUGGCUUUGGCUGGGGAGGGCGGGAUAUAAAUAAAUUGUUGUUGUUGUUAUAAAUAGCUCCCAGUCCCAUAUGGAAAGGUUGACCAAAGUCCAUCAUCUCUAAAUUUUUUUCAUAAAGUUCCAUGAAAUAUUGUCAAAGGGCUUUUAUGCAUCUAUAAAUAUUAAAGCUGCUUGCUUGUCAUUCCAGGUCUCCAAAUAUUCUAUUAUGCCUACCAUAUUUCUUACAUUGUCUUUCAUAUGUCAACCAGGAAGGAAGCCCGCUUGAUCUUCAUGAAUUACUUCCUUCAUCAUUUCUUUUAACCUAUUUGCUAAAAUGUUAGUAAAAAGUUUAUGAUCAUUAUUUAAUAACGAAAUUAGCCUAUAAUUUUUCACCAUAAAUGGAUCAGCACCUUGUUUUGGAAUUAUUGUAAUAUAUGCUUCUUUCUAAAAGACUGGUAAUUGGUAAUAUUCCUUUAUUCAGUAUGUUAUUCAUAACAUUCUUCAAUGGCUGAUUCAUGGCCCCUGCCCAGAGAGGCUUCCCUUGGGGCUCUGGGCUCGAGACCUGAGCUGAUCUGGAGGAGGAUCUGGCAGGGGGAAAGGACGGCCUGGCAGGGGCUCCCCCAUUUCAAGGGGGAUUCUGGCCAUUUCCCCCCCCCGGCUUUGCAGAGAGGAAUGGGGGGCAGCAGGGCCCUCUGCUCCCAGACUUGGGGGUCUCCCCCUGCCAUUCAGCAGCAGACCCCCCCCCUGCAGCCCUGGGACCCCCUUCUCCCCCAGGCACCUCAAGGGGGAAGAGAGAGGAGACUCACCGGACUCUCCCCAGGAGGGAAACCGAGGCAGCACGUGGAGGAGGCAGUCAAGAGAUGCCGGAAGGGGCUGGGCAGGGAGGGAGGGGAUUUUGCUCUGGAGGAUCUGCCGCCUGCUGUCUCUACUUCCUGUCCUCUCUAGGACUCCACCGCUGUUCGAUUUAACCCUUUGCAAGCUGAGCGCAGCCG
Messenger RNA from Podarcis lilfordi (Lilford's wall lizard), 15624 nucleotides. The record is from the annotation of a GenBank genome assembly. NCBI's taxonomy places the organism in Eukaryota, Metazoa, Chordata, Lepidosauria, Squamata, Lacertidae.